GAACCAUCCGCGCGAGCAUCCGAACCAUUUAUCGUUCAUUAAUCCUUGUGAGAAAGCAACAUCUAUAUUCCAGACCACACGUAUUCCGAGAAACAGAAAGGAAAGCUAUUCAGAGACCAGAAAGUCGUAUACCAGAAGUGUUCCGGGUCCCACGUCGUGCCUCUGGACCAGAACAAGAAGUGGUGUCUGUCGUAUUUCACCUGCCUGAACAGAAGCUAAACAUUUUCCACGUCAGUGUCAUUUCCCUGACCUGUCUUCCUGAUGGGACAAACACACCUGCCUCCUUGUCAAGCGCAUGAAAUGGACCAGAGGAGGUCAUGCCAGGCCAUUCUCUCUACAAAGCGCAAACAGCCAUCCAUCAUGCCACUGAAGAGAAACACAGGUCUCAUGAUACUGAUGCUGUGUACUCUGGCUCUGUGGGCCAAGUCAGUCAGUGCUGGCUCCAGCUUCCUCAGCCCCUCCCAGAAACCACAGGUAAGACAGGGUAAAGGGAAGCCCCCUCGAGUUGGUCGGCGAGACAUUGAGAGCUUUGCUGAGCUGUUUGAGGGUCCCCUUCACCAGGAAGACAAACACAAUACGAUCAAGGCUCCUUUUGAGAUGGGCAUCACCAUGAGUGAGGAGGAGUUCCAGGAGUAUGGUGCCGUGCUGCAGAAGAUCCUGCAGGACGUCCUGGGAGACACUGCCACUGCAGAAUGAUCACAACUUGGCAUAGACACGGAAUACAAAGAACCUCCAUUCCCUGUUCUCCAACUUUCUCAACUUGUCUUAUACCCGAUGUACUGUGUGAACAUCGUUUGAAUUGUAAAAGAUGAAUAAAAUAACA
Molecule: messenger RNA, 823 nt
Organism: Oncorhynchus mykiss (rainbow trout)
Lineage: Eukaryota; Metazoa; Chordata; Actinopteri; Salmoniformes; Salmonidae
Source: RefSeq, a predicted model, not a curated record